AAAACAGUCAAUGUCAAGAAAUACUUCCGGAAAUGGCCGCUGCGAUGCAUGUUGUAAAUAGUUUAUUUUGUUGACAGAACGGCGAAGCGCGUUCUGUCGUUCUGCGAAGCGCGUAUCGCCUCUAUCGGAUUGUUUAAAUAUCAUCCACUGAUCAUCUACGAAUCGUUUUCGAGAAUAUAGUGUAACUCCCGGUCGAGAAAGAGAAGAAAACAACCAAGAAUGUCGAACUGUGUGUCGCUGCAGACAAGGCUCGCGUCCGUGAUGGAGAGCCUGGUGCGCGCGGCGGUGGCGGCGCUCUGCGGGCUGGCGGAGAGCCGCUCCUGGUCCGCCUCCCCUUGCCACAGGACCCGGGGGGGCCCGGAGGACCCCGACCCCACAGACAAACUCCAGGCAGAGAAUCACGUCCAAAUGUCUAAUUUCGCGGCUAUUAUGGAAACUCUGGGCAACGAGGCGAUGGGUAAGAUUAUGAAGAUAGUAGAGGACACCAAAUUCUUGAUGGAGUUUGAGCAGAGGUCUUUUAAGACAUCCCGAGGCAGGAAGCGGCCCCAGAUGAGUGUUCUGAACAUCCUGUCAGACGGAGGAGUCGAGGCAGAGCAUUCCUAUGGAGGAACUGCAAAGACUGCAGAGAAAGACCAAUGCAUCCAGUCGGUGCACUUCAUUGAGGACACAAACCAACCCGAGACCCCGUUUGUCCUUGCCAUAAGCAUCAAAGAUGAACACGGCGCCAUGGACCUAGGCGCCAUCGUUGAGCGAGCUGCAGCCGAGGCCUUUGUCCCCACGGCACCCCCUGACUCCCCGACCAUGGACCUCACGCUGCCAGUGUCUGAGCAGGAGCAGGCGGAGAAGGAGUCGGAUGAGUCGCAUCAGACAGACCCCCUGGGCUCCAGGCCCACCUCCUCCUCCUCCACCUCGGGCAGGAAGAGCUUCGUCUGUACAGAGUGCGGCAAGAACUUCUCCACGCAGAGCAACCUCAAGGCCCACUCCCGCAUCCACACAGGGGAGAGGCCCUUCACCUGCGUCAUCUGCGCCAAGGGCUUCGCGCACAAGCAGAGCCUCCAGGACCACAUCCGCACACACACCGGCGAAAAGCCCUUCGAGUGCCCGCAGUGCGGCAAGUGCUUCGGCAAGCAGGCACACCUCAAGACCCACUCCAUCAUCCACACGGGCCAGAGACCGUACAGCUGCCCCCUGUGCGGCCGCAGCUUCAAUCUGGCGCAGAACCUGACGCGCCACGCGCAGAUCCACACGGGCCAGAAGAUAUUCACCUGCUCGCUGUGCGGCAAGGGCUUCACGCGCUCGGUCACGCUCAAGAACCACCAGCUCAUCCACACGGGACAGAAGCCAUUUAAGUGCGCACAGUGCGCCAAGAGCUUCCGGCACGCCGUCAACCUCAAGAACCACCAGCGUAUCCACACGGGACUGCGUCCGUUCGGCUGCGACCUGUGUGGCAAGACCUUCCGCCAGUCUGUGAACCUGAAGAUCCACCAGCGCAUACACACGGGCGAGCGGCCCUUUGAGUGCAAGGAGUGUGGCAAGAGUUUCAGCCAGCAGAGCAGCCUGAUCUCCCAUGGGCGCACGCACUCCGAGGAGCGGCCCUUCCCCUGCCACCUCUGCGAGAAGCGCUUCAACAACGCAAACAGCCUCAAGCUGCAUAUGCGCGUGCACACGGGAGAGAAGCCGUAUAGCUGCGACAUCUGCGGCAAGACCUUCAGCCAGGGCAGCCACCUUCGCACUCACAAGCGCCACGUCCACGCCGGCGGGAAGCAGUACAUCUGCGACAAAUGCGGAAAAAGGUACUCUGACCAGCGCAACCUCAAGCUGCACAAGUGCGUGUACGCUUAGAAGUACAAGUGGACUUGAUAAGCAGUGCGUGUACGCCUAGAAGUACAAGUGUGCGUGUACGCCUAGAAGUACAAAUGGCCUUGAUGAGCGAGAAUGUCGGAAUAGCAAAACAUUUUUAAGCAGAAUCCUUAUUCUUUAUUUUGUGGGGGGGGGUAUAUUUACAAUGAUUGAAAUGAAAAUAUUUUCGUAAUAUAUGUUUUUACUGCAUUCUUGCACAGCACACUUAUUUAUUUGAAUGUAGCUAUACAUGAUACAUAAUGUAGUACAUGAUUGAAAGAGGCUUUGAGAGAAAUUGUAUUGUGUGGGGUUUGGACUGAAAGUACAUAUGUGAAAAAAGACUGGAAAUUGGGCUUUACUACAUGCUGAAGCACACUAGUAUUUUGCUCUGAGUAAACGCAUUUAAACGCAUUGCAUUUAUAAAUCGCCUAUGUUUAACCAGUACAAGUCUUUAUUCAGAAUGCAGAUCUUAGUAGGGCUCGAAUUAGGGUUGGCCUGAAUGCAUCAUUUCUAGGAUCGUUUUCUAAAGUGGUUGGUAAUGUGUUCUUUUUAUCACGCAAAACAAGAAUAUCAAAGUCGGUGGCUUUCGGACACACUCAUCAGUCUGAGUCAAACUGUCAAAGUGCUACCGGGAUAUUCAAAUUAUGUUUGAAUAUCCAAAACUAAGGAAUGAUGAUUAAUCUCAUGUUUGGCUGAUGAUGGCUGCCGACCCCUCCACUGAACCGCCCUCUAUAUUUUAUAACUGGGAUAUUUGGACAACGUGUUAUCUAGCCUUCUGCCUGUAGUUCUCCAAAUAUGCAUGGUUGUUAAAAAAAACUUAACAUUUUGCAUUCAUUAUUUUUCCUAAAAACAAAAAUAAUUUCCUAAUACUGAUUAGAAUAUCUGCCUUAAGAACGAAUAUUCACACCCAUCCCAACAUCUAUACACCUUGUGUUGUAUUUCAGGGAAGGGAAUCACCAAUGAAUGAAUCGUUGUUUCGUCGUUCAGGUCGAGGACAAAACUCACCCAUGGCUAUUCAAUUACCAAUUAAAAUAUUCUGAAGCAAACCAAUCGUGCUUAUUUGCCUCAUAUAUCAGAUACAUUUCAUAAAAUGGCCAUAUUUAAUUCAAUUUAACACUUCUGGAUUAUUUUGUCUGCAGGUUCGACUACAUCAUAUUACAUUUUGCCAAACUAUGGACAAUUUACAGCUUAAUUGUAUUAGUAUUAUUCAACAAUAGCACAUUUCUCCUGAUGCAGUAGCUCCAGGGCCCAGUUUAAAAAAAUAAAUAAAAUCUGGAUGUUUUCCCAUGUUUUGCUAUCCAUGAUCACCUGAUCCAUCUUACUUUUAUGCCAGAACAUUGGAUUGGAUCGCUGUGAUCCAAAUACCAAAUUUCAGGAUAACCAACACCAACUGAAUCCACCCUUCCGAUGGCAUCAGUAUAAUCCUGUUUUUUGGAUCAAAUAGAUCCCAAACUGAGUACAAAGUUCUGAAAAACCCAAAAGGAAGGUUUGAUCCAGAUCAAAUGUAAAAUUGGAUUACAUGAUCUGAUCUUAGUUCGGAAUCGCUCUUUUGCUCUGGAAAACCCAUUUGCAAGAUCACUGAGGUCGCUGGAACUUUGAGGGCAUAGGUACCGUUAUGCAUCAUAUCACCACACGUCCGGUGGUCAUCACUGAAUUAAGUUUUUGCAAACAUUCUGUAAAUAAGAGGUCAAAUCGCAUCAAACAAGAAUAAGGCUAAAUCUUGGUAUUGUAAUUUCUUUACAAAAGGGAAUGUGAGAGUGACAUCACAGGGUGUUAUAACGCCGUUGUGAACUCUCCAUGUCUAGAGGUCACUGGCUGUGGCGCUCUGGGAGUCAACCGUAUGUUCCUGGAAUGACGGAGGCUGCAGUUUACUAACUGAAGUUUCAUCAAUUGUAAUCUUUGUUACUGUUGUCUGGCUAGGUAUUACUCGGAGAGUGGUGCAUUUUCAACACGUGGUUUAAUCAGAGACAUAAGGCCAACAAGCUUACACUGUGGGGAUUCAUGAAGCACCUCUCGAACACUGGCCAGCAGGCCCGCCGCUCCCUAUACGCGUAGGGCACCAAGUACCUGAGGGGGCACCAAAAAUUAAGGU
Messenger RNA from Gadus chalcogrammus (walleye pollock), 3931 nucleotides. RefSeq lists its product as uncharacterized. The record is from RefSeq and is a predicted model, not a curated record. The coding region runs from base 220 to 1842 and encodes 540 amino acids. Gene Ontology annotation, molecular function: DNA-binding transcription factor activity; RNA polymerase II cis-regulatory region sequence-specific DNA binding. NCBI's taxonomy places the organism in Eukaryota, Metazoa, Chordata, Actinopteri, Gadiformes, Gadidae. The transcript is spliced from 6 exons. Gene Ontology annotation, biological process: regulation of transcription by RNA polymerase II.